Messenger RNA from Fusarium poae, 5742 nucleotides. RefSeq lists its product as uncharacterized. Gene Ontology annotation, molecular function: protein binding. Bases 1 to 5742 code for a protein of 1913 amino acids. The transcript is spliced from 3 exons. The record is from RefSeq and is a predicted model, not a curated record. NCBI's taxonomy places the organism in Eukaryota, Fungi, Ascomycota, Sordariomycetes, Hypocreales, Nectriaceae.
AUGUUGCACUUUAUAGAGCUGACGAUUUACACGGUAGAUGAACAACGUAACAUGCAAAAGUGGGGUGCUGCGGCUGUGAUUCAUUCACUGCACGGGCGGGCAGUGGAGGUUCACAGCCUCCAACCACCCCUGUCACUUCUUUCCCAGGUCAGGUCUUCUGUAACACCACUGGCUAUCACCAAGAACAAAAGGGACGGCAAGGCCGGCCAGGAACACAAGAUUCUGAGCCUACAGCCUUCUUUGCAUCAUUUAUCGCAGCAAUGGGGUUUCUCUCUCCCCCCAAACGCCCCAGCACCUCUUAGCAGACCAGCUCAUCCAACAUCCUUCCGAACACAUGGCGAUGACGACGUCGCUGAAGGCCUCUUGCAAAGGCGAUCCGCCGAAGUGGCUCAAUUGCGACCUAAGAGUGGCCUCUCACGAGCUUUCUCAUCCAGCAAUCUCAAAAAGGGCAAGCACUGGGAUACAAAAGAGAUAUUGAAUGUCUUGAAUUCUUGGGUCGAUAGUUCAGGCUCACCUGGCGUUGCUGAGGCUCUGAUUGCAAAAUUGGCCGCUGCAGGCGUUGAUCUGAGUGGCAUGCAAACACAAAAGCAGGGCAUACUAAAUAGACGGAAAAGCGUUGAAAACGGCCUCGAUCGGACUCGUCUGCUGAAAUCCGCCAUUGAACGAGACCAGCAUGACAUGGUCCACGUUCUAAUACCACAUGCCGACCCAUUGACUCUCGAUAUUUGCCUUCCAGCGGCAGUAAGAACACGAAACCCACGAAUUGUCGAGACUUUGCUGAGGUACGGAGCAAGUGCGGCAGCAACCGCUGAAGGACAGGACGAAUUCCGCAAAGCUUGUGCCGCCCCGGCCUUGUCAGAGAUCGCCUCACUCAUUCUUAGAUCCGACGGACGACCGUCGGAAAUUUGCGUAUCACAAGCGCUAACAGACGCCUCGAGAGCACAAUGUUUCGAUACUGUCUUACAUCUGAGUCGCUCCACAGCAGACUGCAACUACAACAAUGCCGAGGCGCUCAAAAUUGCUAUUAACAAUGAGCGAAGAGACAUUGCAAUGGCCAUUGCUACAGGAAACAAGCCACCCCAGAAUCCUGGCCUCGCCGAGGCUUUCCAGCAGCUCAUGGAUAACACGAAUAUGAACCCAAAGUCAAAACUCGACUUUGCCGAGCUAUUGCUUUGCUGUGGUGCCCAAGGACCAAUACUAGAGCGAUCUCUCGAGAUGGCUUGUGACUCUCAAUUCUUUGAGAUGGCAGACCUUUUGGCUCGCUAUGGUGCCUCUGUAGAACACAAUGAUGCUUCUGCUUUGAAGGCUGCUAUAUCAAAAGGCCAGGUCAACCUGGUGAGCUCUCUCCUCAACGGAUCUUCCAAAAUUGAUCCUGCACUGGCAUCAAGCUGCGUCCCUCUCAUCCCUCAACAAGCAGACCCGGGGAUGCGACAGGCAUUGCUUUAUUCAUUACUGAAGAGAGGGGCCAAUGGGCCUGUUCUAAACGAUUGUCUCAUGCAUGCCGUCAAAGCGGGUGAUGUUCAGUCAGUUGAGCUUCUACUUAAUCCUCACUUUCGCGAACCACCGAGCGAACAACCGAAUGGCCAUGGAAAGCCGCGCAUUAGUAACCGCCAUGCUGUGGCAUCACCUGAUCACCAUGAGGGAGAAGCCUUGCGCUAUGCAAUUUCGGCAGGAAACGCAGACCUGGCUGCCAAAAUUCUUGCCGCGAGGCCCUCGAACGAGACACUUACCGCAAUAUUCCCUUUAGUCAAAAGCCUUCCCAGUUCAGAACGGUAUCGUAUGGUUGAGCUGUUCCUAAGGGGAGCAAUGACUGGUCCCGCUUUGCAUGUCGCUUUGCAAGACGCAAUCAGCGAGGAUCCCUCUCAGAGAGACGAUGCGCUUAUUAAUCUUUUACUCAAGUACGGCGCGGACAUCAACUAUGACGAAGGCGUUGGGCUUCACAGCAUUAUCAAUCAGAUGGACCUUGGGCUAUUCAAUACCUUGAUGCAGAAUGCAUCACCUCAAACAGCAGCGGCGCGUCUCGCAGAUGUCAUGAAGAUUGAGAAUCGUCAAGUGCGAAACGAGAUGUUGUCAAUACUAUUCAAAGCGCGCGCAAGUGUUGGAGUGCAGCAGGUGGCAGAAGCAUUACUUACGACUCUCGAAGAAAGGCCUGUAGAUAUGCCUCUGCUCCGCCUUAUUCUGCAACAGGGAAAGGCAGACAUAAACGGCUGCAAAGGAAAUAUUCUACAAAGGGCGACACAGAAUCCGGACCACAAGGUCCUGGAAUUGGUCCUCAGUCUAGGUAAACACAACCACGACACGAUAUCUAUUUGUCUUGAUAGUUUGGGUACCCUUUCGCCAACCGAGGGCAAGGCAUUGAAGCUUGGUGUGAUUAUGAACAUGUCACCCAGGAAGCUCAACCUGGACAGUCUCUUGGUGCAGGAAGUCCAAGCUCUCGUUCAGGAUGAAACAGGCCAAGCCUCUUUUGCAAUGCUGAACAAGCUUCUGGACUCUUGUGCGGAUCCGAAUACUCACAAAGCGAGAGCACUGUGUUGUGCGGUUGCUGCAGCCCGGGAGACAGUAGUCGAUGCCCUGAUGGGUUGUCAAAGGCGACCAACGGAGACGUCCCUGGCUGCUGCACUUCCUCAUGCUUUGAAAAUCCCGGAACCUAUGAAUCGGUUGACUUUUACGAAGACCAUAGUGGAAGCUGGAGCCCCAUCUCGGGAAGUCAACAGAGCUUUGAUUCAUGCCAUCAACAACUUCAAUUCAGAUAUUGCUCUCAUUGGUAUUCUGGCCACUUUUGCAGAUGCCUCUGAUGGGGAGGCUCUCGCACUGGCUGUUUCCAAAGAGGCCCCUGAAACUCUCGAUCUUCUUCUUUCACGUGUCAAGCAUUCUUCCGAGAGCAGAGAUUCUUGCCUGGAGAAAGCAAUGAAGAUCACUGACUGGACAUGCAGACUUCAGAUCUGUAAAAGAUUGGCAAAGGCGGGAGUUACACCCCAAGCCGCCUCAAACGCUCUUCUUGUUGCAGCGCGAGAUGGAGACCUGGAACUUGGGGACGUACUGAUUGCUUAUGGAGCCAGUAUAUCAACCAACGGAGGCCAGGCUAUCAUAGAGGCAUGUCGGGGAGGCUCUGUCGAGGUUCUUGAUGUGCUCCUCAAGUCCAAUACUGAUACCGAAAAGUCGACUCUGGAGCGAGGUUUCCAGGCUGCUACAGAAGUUGGGGAUUUGAACAAGAGAGCAAUGAUAUUCCAGCGUCUGUUGAAGAGAGGCGUCUCUGGAGAUGUUGUGGACAUUCAGCUUGUUUCGGCUGCCAAGUCCGGCGAGGACGGACAUGAAGUUCUGCGUGUGCUUUUGGCGGCGGGCGCAGAUCCCAACUUUAGCAACGGCGAGGCGGUCGUCGCGGCCACUAAAAGCGCAUUCGUCGAUGGCCUUGAGUUGCUUCUAGGCUUGUGGCACAAAGGCGGCAAUCAGAAAAAGCCAUCCCCUCCGACUUUGAUACGGGCUCUGAAGGCCUGCUGGAAGUUGAACCCAGACACUAGACUAGACAUCAUCAAGGACCUGUUCAAGGCAGGCAUACCGAUUGCGGAUGAAGUCCACAUAGCUUUGAGCAAAGCUGUUAGUGAGGAUGAGCCGGAUGAGCGACUUAUCAAGGUCUUGCUUGAUUCUGGAGCAUCGCCUCUUGCUAAUGAUUGCUGUGCGCUGACUCGAGCUGUGCAAGGUGCAAAGGUGUCAUCUGUUGAAUUGAUAUUGACUUGUGAAUUCCCAGAAGACGCUAUACUCGCCGCCUUUGCCAGUGGAUUUUCGGACGUUUUAUUUACCACAUGGUUCUCUGCAAGUGGUCUUGCUAUUGCGAAAAUGCUUCUCACCAAGGGUGCUAAAGGAGAGUGUGUAAGCCGUGCCCUUGUGCAGGCCAUGAAGGACAGCACGGAUGAAACGGAAUCUUUGGCUGAUGCGUUCGUCGAACUUUUCGUCUCGUUCGGCGUCGAUGUCGAUUUCGAAGACGGGCAGCCUCUUGUGUGGGCAGCUUCAAAGGGUAAUGCUUUUUGGACAGGGAGACUUCUUACCUGCAAACCGUCACCGAGGACUCUCACGCUUGCUUUUGAACGCGUCUUUGACACCGCACGAUCACCUGACGAGGUAUUGAAGCUAUUUGAACUGUUUUCGGGAUACAGGGAUGGAGAAGUUGGACUCGAUGUCAUGACACGGAGCGCAGGAUCAGACCCCAUUCUUGUCAGGGCGAUUUCUCAGUAUCCACGAUCGACAGAGCUAUUGCAGGUACUGCUGGAUGCUGGCUUCUAUCACGACCAGACUACAACAUACCGCCUUCACGAAAGUGUGGACGAUCCCGAAGAAGUAACGGUUCUGCUUUGGGCAAUUGCUCAGCCCCAAAAGAAGGUCAGCUCGGCAUUGAUCAAGAUGUUGAUUGAACGUGGUGCCAACGUCAAUUUUGAGACGGCGAUCAGCCGAUCUACACCACUUAUGAUAGCCAUUCAAACUCGUCGACCCGACAUCGUCAAAGAACUUCUGAUAGAAGGUGCUAAUGUCGACAUCACCGAUGCUAUGGGCCGAACGCCUCUAGCGAUGGCAACUGACAUCGGAGGUGAUCUUUCGACUCGCAUGAUGGUCAACUUGCUUGCCAUUGACAAGUCGAAGGACGAUGGAUCCCUACACAACGCUGCGAGAGAACUCAACUUGGCAGCUGUAAAUGUUCUUGUGGAAAAUGGACACCAUCCCGACUUUCCCAGUCCACUACACGAUGGAAGAUCAGCUCUGGGCGAAGUCUGUCUCCGCGGCGCAGGCUCCUGUUCAGGAACGCUCACUGCGGAUGGAGAGAAGCUGAUGCAGAAAAUCAUGGCCUCUUUGGUUUAUGCCGGGUCAGAUAUUAGCCUGCAUUCGCACGGGAAAUCCGCACUGCUGCUCUGUUUUGAAUCCAGUGACCCUAUUGCGACGACCCGAAGCUUCUUAAAGGUGGCUAUGUGGAAGGAGAUCAACAGACCAUUCAACCACUACUCUGAUGGCGAAUUUACUUAUUCUCCGACUAUGUACGUCAAGAAAGUGAUGCCCGAGUCGGACACUCGGGACCAGCUUCUUGCCCUACUUCGGGCGAACCGGGCAGUGGAUGUAUACUACGCCAACUCUGGCGACCAACCUGACGAUGCAAUCGGCUUACCUAGUGAUAUGGCCGUCCAGGAACGCGAACGGAAAGCCAGAUUACGACGUCUGGCCCUUGAGACAGAAGACCACGCGAUCGCAAUCGCUCGGGCAAAGGAAGUUGCGAGCGUGGAAAGUGAGAUAUGGAAUAAAAAGGCCGAGAUUGAGGAUGCCCGUCGCCGCCGAUUGUACAAUGAGGACAUCAACGCGGCGCGACAAAAAGCCGAUCUAGAGGAGUCGCUCUUCAACGCCUCAUUAAAGAGACGCCUUUCAGAGCAGCACAAGCUGACACAGUCAAGCCUGGAGCGCACAAAGUUGAUCGCUGCGGCUGAGCUCACAGCUGAAGAAACGCGACAGCAGAAGAUGCUUGAAUGGGAGUCUACCAUGAACUCGGAGAGGGCAAGCAAUGCCCAGGCGCUCAGCAGUUUGCGUAUUAGUGAACGAGAGGAACUAGAUCGAAUUGAGAGAGGUGCAGACGACAGGAUCAAGAGGAGACUGGAAGCACAGAAGAAACUGGUCGAAACUCAAGAGAGGCUGGCAAAACGGAUCGGAAAUGUUCCCGGAGGACCUGAUGCCAGGAGGCAGAUUGGAUAUGUGGAGGAGGUUAACUAA